This is a messenger RNA of Drosophila obscura, 10479 nucleotides long. RefSeq names its product mucin-19. Gene Ontology annotation, molecular function: protein binding. Lineage: Eukaryota; Metazoa; Arthropoda; Insecta; Diptera; Drosophilidae. The record is from RefSeq and is a predicted model, not a curated record.
AUUAAAUUAAAUAAAGUGCGCGAAAUGUUGAUCAACGUGUAAAGGAUCUGAUAACUGUGCAAGGACUGCAAAACGAAUCCCAAAGAUACAAACGCAAAGAUACAAACCGCAGUGCCAGUACCAGUGGCCAGUGCACACAUAGAAUCUCCGCAGAGUUCUACUUAAAGGAAAGAUUUGUUCAUUCGUGCUGUUACUUGAGUGAAAAAAGUUACAACCAUGACAAGAAGACGUUCGAGUCCGCUGGGACUCGAGGUGCUGGUGUCUCUGACGCUGGCCCUGCUGGCCAUAAUGCUGAUACCCACACAAGCCGCUCCACUGCAGGAAUACACGGAGAUCCAGCAGUACUCGGAGGGCUGCUACUACAACUAUGCGCACUACAACGAGGGCGAUCGCAUCAUGACCAAUGAGCCGUGUCUGAACUGCACCUGCCACAACCGCAUGCUGAUGUGCUACCUGCGCGUCUGCCCCUUCACCAAGCCCAUUGGCCACGAUUGCAUUGUGGAGAAGCGGGAGGAUCAGUGCUGUCCCAUCAUCACCUGUCCAGAGGUUCCUGUGGAUGUGCCCUACCACACACCCGAGCCGGGCACCGAGCUGAGCAUCCCGGAGAAGUUCGGCUGCAGCAUCGAGGAGAAGUUCUACCCGGAGGGCGCCCAGGUGCCCUCGAAUCCCAACAGGCCCUGCGAGCUGUGCUACUGCAUCAACAACCAGACCAAGUGCGUCAUGCAGGAGUGCACCCUCCACGUGGACGGCUGCCUGCCCAUCUACAACAAGGGAUCCUGCUGCCCCGUGCGCUACAGUUGCGAUCACGAGAACGAGCUGGACUUUAUUGAGACGUCCACCACCAGCACGACGACCACGGAGCGUCCCACCACCGGCUUCAUCCUGCCCACCACCAUGACGCCAUCGGAGUCGACCGACUGCAUCUUCAACGACGACAUCUACGCGGACGGCGCCUCGAUCAGGGGCAAGGAUGCCUGCGAGCACUGCUACUGCAUGCGCGGCCACAUGGUCUGCGCCGUGCAGGACUGCAAGAUGCCGAUGAUGGCGGCCAACGGCACCUCCUGCCGGGCCAUGCCAGCCGCCGAGGGCGAGUGCUGUCCCAACAACUACAUUUGCGAGGAUGACAGCGCCACCACGGAGAUUGUGGAGCUGGAGCUCACCACGCCGGAGACCUCAACCUCCGCGCCCGCCAAGGACAUCCAUGGCGAGAUCCCCAAGGAGGAUGUGGAUCUGCAGGAGCACAUUGACGACGAGGAAAAGGACCAGGACAAGGAGGCGGCGGCGGCGGCCACUGAGAUUCCAGCACUGGAGGAUGGCAGCGGCGAAGUUGACGACGAGGAGACGACCACAGUUGCCCCAGUGCGGGCCACGCCCGAGAGCUCCACCGCCGGCAUUGCGUCCGACUCCAGGAUCGAUCUGUCGUCCAGCUCGACUGAGGCAGCCACCGGCGCCUCAUCCACCGAAAGCGCCACCGAGGCCAGCGGCGAAGUGGAGCAGGAGGAGCAGGAGGACAUCGUUAAGAUUGUCACCACGCCAGAGCCCGAGGGAAGCGGCGAGGAGGAUGUUUCGAAGCCCACGAAGCCCGUCGAGCAGGACAGCACCCAGGAGGAGGAGGAGGAGGAGGAGGAGAUCGUUAGGGUCACCUCUCCGGCGCCAGCCAAGGCCAGUCCCGAGGCAGAGAUCGGCAAGGUCACCACCUCGGCUCCGACCGCCGCCGAUGCAGAUGUCACUGCUGCCCCUGCCGAGGGAUCGAGCGACGAACAGGAAGAGGCCAAGCCCACACCCGCUGAGGAGGGCAGCGGCGAGCAGGAGGAAGCCAAGCCAACCCCAGCUCCCGAGGAAGGCACUCAAACGGAGGAAGCCAAGCCAACAGCUGCUCCUGAGGGAGGUGCCAAGAAGGAUGACGCCAAGCCAACAAGCUCAGAAGAUGAGGAGGCCAAGCCCACAGCUGCUCCAGCGGAAAGCGCAGAAGAAGAUGAAGAGGCGAAGGCCACGCCAGCUCCAGAGGGAAGCGGCGAGGAAGAGGAGAUCAAACCCACACCCUCUGCAGCAGGAAGCGGUGAAGAAGAGGAAGCCAAGCCAACAUCUGCUCCAGCAGGAAGCUCUGAGGAUGAGGAAGCCAAGCCAACAUCUGCUCCAGCAGACAGCACAGAAGAAGAGGAAGAGGUCAAGCCCACACCCGCUCCAGCAGGAAGCUCUGAGGAAGAGGAAGCCAAGCCCACACCCGCAGUGGUGGAGGGUGAAGAUGCUGAACCUGCCAAGCCCACCGAAUCCACGGAAGAGGCAAGCGGCGAGGGAGAAGAGGAGAUCGUUAAGGGAACCACGCCAUCGGAGGAGGAGAUUGCCAAGGCGACAACUCCCGCUCCUCUGGGUGAGGGUGAGAAGGACAUUGACAAUGCCGCUGCCACUGCCACACCUGCCGAGCCCACAAGCAGUGAAGGCGUUGAGGACAUUGCCCAGCCCACAACUCCGUCCGCGGAUACCUCCGCCGAGGGAGAAGUUAGCCAGGCCACGACCCCAGCCGACAAAACAUCCGCCGAGGAGGAGACUGCCGGACCAACCACUCCAGCCAAGGAGGUCAGUGCCAGUGCGGAGGAGGAGGAGGAGGAGAUUGUCAAGCAGACCACACCCAAGUCCGACCAGAUCGAUGACUCAACUGAGCUGACAGCAGAACAGGACGAGGAGCCAGUCACGGAGACAGCAGAAGAAGGCUCCACAGCUGCCACCCCGAUCGCCUCAUCCACCGAAGCAGUCCAGGCUGCGUCCGAAAAGGACGCCGAACCUGCCACUGGCACAUCCACCAGUGCACCCGCACCCGCACCCGCUGGCGAGCAGGACGAGACUGCCACCAUUCUGCCCACUGCCGAGAGCGACGAGAAGGUCACCGAAGGUGCUGUGGACGCAUCCACAGACAGUCCGGCCGAAGAUGUCUUCAAGACCGGCACAGCCAAGCCAGUGUCCGCCGAGAAGCCUGUCGGAGAAUCAUCCACGGAAGCGGAGGAGGCCGACAUCGAGGGAUCGACCAGCACGCCACUUGACGAGCAGCAGCAGCCGGAAGAGACCACAGACAAGGCUCAGGACGAGCAGGAGCAGGAGGAGACAAGCACCGAUGCAGCGCCAGCCAAGUCCGACGUUGUGCCACCCAUCCUCGACGUCCAGCCACAAACCACAAGCCUUCCAGUGGAAGCCGGAGAGGUGUCCACGGACAAGCCGACCUCAGCCUACCUGCCGCCUGUCGGAGAGAAGGACUCCACCGAGGUGCCAAGUGCAGAAGAGAAGGACUCCACAGAGCUACCAAGUGCCGAAGAUGCCACAGAGACGGCCAUCAAGCAGGAGCCAUCGAAACCAGAAGAUUCCACGACCACUCCGCUGCCCGAAGAGGUACAGUCCAGCAGCGUCUCGCCCAGUGCAGAGCAGCCAACCACAGUGCCAGCUGUCAGCCGCGACGACUUCGCAGCGGAGCAGACCACCGUGGCGCCCGGUGCCGAAGAUCAGAGCUCGUCAGAGCCACUGCCCGACAUGGACCUGCCCGCUGCCAUUCCCGGAGAGGGCGACUGCCUGGUGGAGGGCAAGACGUAUGCCAACAACACCGUUGUGCCCGCGACCGCGCCCUGCGACGUGUCCUGCCAGUGCAUCAGCAGCCUGGUGUCCUGCCAGCAAAUGGAGUGCAAGGAGCCCGCGAACCGCGAGAAGUGCGUGCUCUCCUCCGAGCUGCACGCUGGCUGCUGCCCAACUUACAUUUGCGACGAGAGCGAGGAGAAGGACACGACUGCCAAGCCUCUGGACAGGAUCGACGAGGACGCCAGCACCGAGGAAAUACCCAAGGAUGUCAUCAUGCCCACUGGCAUCACCGAGCAGCCACUGUCCCACGUCAAGCCCGAUGAGGAGGUGCCACAGGUGUCGCCCACUCAGCCGGAGGAGGAGGUUGAGUCCUCCACAGCCAAUGCAGCAGAGGAGCCAGCCACAGCCACGCCCGAAAUCGAGGAAGAUCAACACAAACAGAAGCCCCUGGACAAGGAACCCGAGCCCAAGCCCACGCCCACGGAUGCAGAGCAGAAGGAGCCACAAGGAGAAGCUGAGACUGUCCCAGCCACAGAGCAGCCGACCACGGCUGAGGCCACCAAGAAGCCGUCUCCAGAAGAGGCCACAACCCCGCCUCAGUUUGCAGAUGACAGCCAAAAGGAGACAGGCGAUGAAUCGACAGCCACAACCACAGCUCCCAUCACGACUGAGGAGGAGAAGCCAAUUGAUGAGAAGAAACACACUGAAUCGGAAGAGAAACCCACAGAAUCUGAGGAGAAACCCACAGAAUCCGAAGAGUCUCCCAUUCUUGGAGCUAAGCCGCCAGUUACCGAUGGCGAUGCUGAAGCAGGAACCCCAGCCACCACUGCUAUAUCCGAGGAAGAGUCCACAGAGUCCUCCACUGAAGUGCACGCGCCAGAAUCUGAGGAGUCGUCGACUCAGACGCCAAAGACCGACAAGAUUCCCGAGCCAUCCACGAGCUCAACCGUUGAGCAGGAAAUCGAAGACUUGGACAGAUUCACAACAGUUGCACCAACGCAGGUGUCCGAUGAAAAGGAACCCUCCACUUCCGCCGAAGAUAGUUCGGAUGAUGAUGAUGCCCUGCCAGCCACGACUGAGCGAUCGCCGAUUGCCGGAGACGAUGACAAAAAGGCACCACCAUUGCCCACCAGAGCACCAGCAGCCAGCCAGCCAGAGACGCAGCCUGCCGAUGCGGAGUCGACCACAGAGGCAGAAAUCGCCAAGGAGCCAGGCAAGGAGCCAGCCAGGGAUGAUGUGGCAACCACUGAACCAAGUUCUGAGGGCGAGAAGGACACCUCGGAUGAGUCACCGAUCGCGACAGUCUCCGGCCAGGGAAUCGAGAGCGAGGCCACUACCACUCCAGCUCCUGCUGCUGCUGCUGAGUCUUCUUCGGAUGAAGAUCAGACCCCAGAAAGCACAGAAAAGACGCUGCUUGGAGCCGAGCCAGAAGAGGAGACUGCCACAGCUGCCCCGUCAAUUGGAGACACUUCUGACGAAGCGGCGACCGCCACUACUGACAUUCCGUCCAAGGACGAAAGUGAACAGAAACCGUCUGCUGAGAUCGAGCCUGAAUCUGAUCGUACCACCACUCCUGCACCCCCUGCUGCUGCUGCUGCUGCUGCUGGCGAUAAGGACGAGUCCGCUGAGCAAUCGACGGCAACUCCCGCCACUGACGAACGCAAGGAAUCUGCCGAAGUUGAUGUGGCUGCCACAACAGCUGCUGCGCCUUCUGAUGAAAAGACGCCCGCAGUGGGCGUUACUCCCGCGCCUGAGCACGCGGAUGAGACACCAGAUGCAACUGCUGCUCCUGUCUCUGACGAAGAUCGCACUGAGCAACCCGCUGACGAAAAGGCACCACUGCCCGCAGGCGAAGAUGUAGAGAAGGAGUCGGCCACUGAAGCCUCCACUGCCAGCCCCUCAGCUGCCACAUCGCCAGCAACCGAAGAAGAAUUCGAAGAUGACAGUGUAACCACCGCUAAGACGCCAUCCCAGGAGGCCGAGGAGAAGCCGGAAGGCCCGACAACGUCUACGGAGGAAGAGGAGGAUACCUCUGCUGCUGCUGCCACAACAACAACAACAGCAGCACCUUCUGCCGCCGAGGAGACGCCCGAAGUGCCAAAACUGCCCCAGGAAACGCCAUCCACAGAGCUGGAGCGUGAAACGACUGCUGCUCCCAGCCUGGACGAUAAGGAACCGGCCGUCACCUCGGUGCCAACUGCUGAUAUUGAUUCGGAUAUCACCACCAUUGGCCCCGUCUCCAAGGCGGAUGCGAAGCCAACCGAGGAAGAGAAGCCAAUCGAUGAGCAGAAGCCAAUCGAUGAGCAGAAGCCAAUCGAUGAGCAGAAGCCAAUCGAUGAGCAGAAGCCAACCGAUGAGCAGAAGCCAAUCGAUGAGCAGAAGCCAACAGAGCAGGAGCAGUCCACUGAGCAGCCAACGAAGCUGCCAACGCCCGAGGAUAAGAUUGGAGGCCAGCCCGAAGAUAAAAUCCCUGCCACAACUGCCGCUCCUAAAGAGGAAUCCACCGAAGCCAGUGACGAAGUCGUUCCAUCCACCGAGUCCCAGGCUGCUGAGCAGCCCGAAGACAAGCAGCCCUCAUCGACUGCCCAGGCACCAGUGGAAGAGACACCCGAAACGUCAACUGAACUGCCAUCUGAGUCUGAUGCUGAUGCUGACACAGUCACCAGCGCUGCUCCCGCCGCUGAAGAGGAUGCUUCAGUCCCAACCGACGAGAAGAAGCCCUCCACUUCCGCGGAGGAUGAGGAAAGCACCGAAGCCGCCAUUGGUAUCACUGCCAGCUCUCCAGCAGCUGCCGAAGGCGUCGAUACGAAGAAGCUGCAUGCAGCCACAACUCCAUCGCCAGCCACGGAACAGGAGCCCGUCACAGAUGCCGAGACGGAGAAACCGGCCAAGGACGGGGAUAGCGACGCAUCAACCGAAGUGCCGCAGCUGGGCGAUGAAGAUGUCCCAUCGGCCACCUCUGUCCCAUCUGCUGAGGACAUCGAAAAGGAGGAGGAGGACAAGUCCGAGUCCACCACUGUUGCCCCCGUCAAGGAGCAAGAUGAAGAGCUCACGCCCAGCGCUACUCCAGCCACUGGCAUCAAGGAAACAUCCGAGAAGGAGCCCUCUGUGGAGUCCACAACUGUGGCCCCCACCAAGGAGUCCGAUGAAGACCUCACGCCCAGCGCUACUCCAGCCACAGACGGCAAGGAACCAACCGAGAAGGAGCCCUCUGCGGACUCUACCAGUGUGGCCCCCACCAAGGAGUCCGAUGAAGACCUCACGCCCAGCGCUACUCCAGCCACAGACGGCCAGGAACCAACCGAAAAGGAGCCCUCUGUGGAUGAACAGGAAGUGGAGUCCAGCACAAAGCCGCCCACCGAUGCGUCCGACGAACAGCCAACCGAUGAGACAGCUGCCGCGACAUCCGCGCCCUCUGUGGACGAAUCUGAGCAACCAACGACCACAGCAGCCACGUCCGUCAAGGCAGAGGCCAGCACACCAGAGGAUGAGCUCGACGUCACCACCGUUGCCAGCCCAGCUGUGUCCGACGCUAAGCAUGACGACACCAAGGAUACGACAGCCAGCACUGUGUCGCCACCUACCGACGAGAAGGAGGAGACUAUUGAUAUCUCCACAGCAUCGCCCACUUCCGAGGCAGAGCAGGAGCAGCCGGAGGCGCCACUUGAUUCCUCAACUGCUGCGCCAGCCGUGCCUGAAACUGAUGCUACUACUGCUGCUGCUCCAGUCGAUGUGCCCUCUGCCGAGGAGAUCGACACGAAGCCCAUGGAAGAUGUCAUGUCGCAGACAGCCUCUCCGGCUGCCGAGGAUGACAGCAGUCCAGUCACAGUCGCCCCUGUGGAUCACGAAGUGGAGUCCAGCAGCGAGCCUCCUGUCUCGGAAGAUGUGGGAGAGGAAAGUACCGAGCCAGCUGCUGGCGCUGCUGAGGAGACCACAGAUCAGUCUCCAGCUGAUGCCAAACUGAAGCCACCCACUGCCGCUCCGGCUGCAGCCACAGAGGAAACCCCAGCGGAAGCCGCCGUCACGGAGGCUGAUAUUGUGCCCGAGACAGCAGCACCCGAGCUGGAGCUGGAGAAGGACAAGGAAGUGCCCGAGAAGUCCACAGAACUGCCGCCAUCGGACAGGACCACUGCAGCUCCAGCUGUCAAGCCAAGCUUGGACUCCGCUGAGGAGGGCGACGAGUCGGUUGAAUCCGAGGAGGAUCAUGCCCCAGUCACAGAGGUGCCCGCGAAGGAGGACGAGGACAAGGAGUCGGAGGAGACGGGCGAAGAGGCAGACAAGAAGCCCGAAACCGAGGAGCCCGAAACUGAUGCUGAAGUGCCCGCAGUGGUCUCAGAGCUGCCACAGAGCACGACCACGCCUGCUGCCCAGGACGAGACAUCGGCCGAGACCUCCGCCAGCGAGGAAGCUGCCACGGAGCAAGCAGAUCUCGCCACACUCAUUACCACAAUGCACCCACUCUUCGCGCACCUGCCCAGCUCCACCAAGAGUCCCGUCAUCGACGAUCGCGUGGGCGAGGAAGAGACCGAGGCAACCGAGGCCACCGAGGCCUCCUCCACGGCCAAGCAGAGCACUGAGGCACCAAGCAGCACCACCGCCAGCGCCACAUCGUCCACGACAGCAGCCAGUCCCAUCACACACCCGCCCUACGGACACGCGCCCGAGUACGAGGACGAGUACGACGACGAGGAUGUGUUCGGUCCUGGCACCUGUCGCUACGCAGGCAAACUUUACGUUUCAGCCCAGCAAAUUCCACGUGACGAUCCCUGCGACUUCUGCUUCUGCUUCAGGAGCGACAUCAUCUGUCUGCAGCAGUCGUGCCCGCCACCGAUUGCCGGCUGCCACGAGGAGCCCAUCUCCGGCUUCUGCUGCCCGCGCUACGAGUGUCCCGUCUCCAUGGCCGCCGUGCUCAACAUAACGACGAGCACAACCACCACCAGCACACCUCUGCCCCCGGUAAUAACAGCCAUGGCCCACAGCGACUCUGUGAGCAAUAUGGGUUGCCUCAUGGACAACCGCACGUACAAGGUUGGCCAGAUGAUCGAGUCGAAGAGCGGUCCAUGCAUGCGCUGCACUUGCGGCGGCGAUGGCAAGAUGCAGUGCAAUCCACAGCAGUGCAUUCCCGGCCCAACUAUGCAGCAAAUAAUGGCCACCACUGCGGCGGGCCGCAAGAGAUGAACCACCAACAGCCAUGCUCACUAAAUAUAAUUUUAACUAAUGUUUAAGCACUGCAGACAAACAAUCACAUCACAAACAGACGAACCAACCGACCCAGAUUGCACCCAAAUAGCAAUAGAACCAGAACCAGAACCAGUACCAGGCUUACAACCGAAUGAGAAUCAGAAUCAGAAUCAGAACCUUAUCAGAACGUAUGUAUACCUAGGUGCCAAAACUAAUGGAGGAUCAGUAUCAGUAUCAGAUCGGAUCGAUCAGAUCAGAUCAGAUAUGCAAUAGGAAUAUAGUAACUUUGGUUCGCCGGAUAUUCGCACUCUUUCAAUUGAAUUACGCCAAUUUGUUUCGGAUUAGGUUAUGGUGACGAAGCAAACAGUGAUAUUGUACUGUAUACAUAGUAUAGGUGCAAUUAAUUUAGAACGCGCUCACUUAAAACGAAUUACUUAUGUAUUUUGUAUUUGUAUUUUGUAUUUUGUAUUUGUAUUUGUAACCCCCGCCCUAGUGACAGCAGCCUAUAAAGUAGCAAAAACCAACGUCGCGCGUGCCUUGUAAAGUCGUUCAUUGUGCCCGCCGCCAUAUACAAAUCGCUUUCAGGAGACUCUCAAACACAAAGCAAAAGCAAAAGCAGAACCAACACCCCCAAUCAGAUAGCAGCACCCCCACCCACCCAGAUACGAGUACUGUACUUCUGGCGCUUUCCAGCACCACACACAAUCAAUGGCGUUACGAAGAGACCAGACCAGGACCCACGGCAUUUGGCUACUGAACAACCGUUUCUUUUUGUUUGUUUAUUUAACAAUGAAUAGCAAUAUUGUCACACCACACACACACACACUUCUCUUCAAUGCGCUUUUAUAGUAUUUUAGUCACUUUAUUUUAAACAUUAUUAUUUUUUUGUGUAUAAUUGUUGCUUCUAGUCUUCUUUUGUUGCAAGAACAACGAAAUCCGCCUGUAACACGCGCACAAUGAGAUCAAAUCAGAUGAUCAGAUCAGUUGAAUUGAAUUGAGAAAUUGAGAAAUUGAGAAAUCUUCUAUGAACUAUUCCAAGCUUUUAUACUUUUAUAUACAAUACGUGUAAAAUGGAGAAACGAACGAACUAGUUUUUAUAGCAAUUUUUACAAAGCGAACCACGAAUUGCAUAGUUUUAACGGAUUGAAAUCAAUUUUUGUACUUUGCUUCAAUGCAUUUGCUUGCGAUUUGUGGACCCGGCCAGUAACAAUUUUAGUCUACAUAGAAUUUUUUAGAUCAACUGAAGACGGAAACUAAAAUAUGGAAACGAACAAACUGUCGGCUAUCGCUAUUGCUCGACUGACUGAAAAUCAAACAAAAAAAAAAAAAACAAAAACAUUAAUGUAGCAGUUAACUUUGUAAACUAUUUUUUUAAACUAUCAGCAUGCCGCGCUGAUACUUACAAAUUGGUCGUCAUCGUCGUCGUCGUAGUAGAAUAGUAGAACAACAAAUUUGAAUUUUCAGUCACUUGAGCUCUAGAAAUACGCUGUGAAACCCAAUAGCGUUCGAAUAACGCUGAAUAAUCACGAACAUCAAUUAGAUUUAUAUAAUCUCUAAAUAUAGUUGUAGUCGUAAGUAUUUAAUUUUAAAAAUAAAUAAAUAAAUUUUAAUUUAGAUCUUAUUUAUUUGAUAUGUCUUUUAAGAACAGCUCUUGUGUUUCCAUACCUUAUCAUAAUUUAUAUGCAAGCUUUUCUUUGUAAUCUAAUAAAUAAAUACAACGCUUUUUAUUGAAAUGUA